AUGUUUCGAACUUUGGUGCGGAUGAACCGGCACGCGCGGCCCAAGGGCACGUCGUCGCGACCUUCUCACGGCAUCACGGACUCGCUGGGGUCGUCCAAGGCCGCCAAGGUGCCUCUGUCCGAGACGACUCUUCCUGGCGGCAAGUUGCCUCCCAGUUUGCAGGGCAAGACUGCUGAGCAGCGCCAGAAGGCCAAUCGAUUUAUGGGAAUCACUCUGAUUCUGGUGGCGGGCAUUCUGAUUGUGGCGGGCUACAAGUCGCAGAAGCGGAUCGGCACCAAGGAGCCCCAUGAGAGCAUCGAGACUGCUGUUCUGCAGCGGGUUCUGGAGGCCAACAGACAGGAAAAGGAGCGGGAGCGGGAGAAAAAGACCGAGUAG
Yarrowia lipolytica CLIB122 is the source of this 375-nucleotide messenger RNA. RefSeq lists its product as uncharacterized. NCBI's taxonomy places the organism in Eukaryota, Fungi, Ascomycota, Dipodascomycetes, Dipodascales. The record is from RefSeq and is a predicted model, not a curated record.